Brassica rapa (field mustard) is the source of this 2151-nucleotide messenger RNA. Its product is annotated as putative nuclease HARBI1. Lineage: Eukaryota; Viridiplantae; Streptophyta; Magnoliopsida; Brassicales; Brassicaceae. The record is from RefSeq and is a predicted model, not a curated record.
AAACCAAUGUUGAACCAGUAGCAAAAAUUUGAUUACGAGUUCUAAAGCAAUGAAACCAAUGUUGAACCGGUUGCACAAAUUUGAUUACGAGUCAAACCAAACCAAUAAUAAACUUUAAUGAAAUUUGAUUAUGUAACAUUGCCCAUUUGUUUAAAAUAAUAUUUUGGUUAAACCUAUAAUAAAAAUUUCUAUCCAAUCUUAUUUGUUUAAGAUAAUUAUUUUCUAGAAAUGUCAUCAUCUUCAUCCGAUGAAGUCGAUGCAAGAUUGGACGAAAUUUGCGAUGAAUACGUGGAAGAAAUAUACAACGACAUAGUGGAGACCCAAACCAUACCACAAAGGACACGUCAGUAUGUUGAACGACACCGCAAAGGAGGACAAGACCAGUUAUGGAAUGACUAUUUCAGCGAAGAUCCGACAUUCUCGACUGCAAUUUUCAGACGCCGUUUUCGCAUGAAUAAGAAUUUAUUCUUGCGUCUUGUUCAUGGCCUAGAAGAGUACUUUCCAUUCUUCCAGCAAAGAAGAGAUGCGACCGGGAGAUGGAGUCUUACGGCACUACAAAAAUGUACUGCUGCUAUUCGACUGCUUGCUUAUGGUAAUGCGGCUGACACCGUUGAUGAAUAUCUCCGACUUGCUGAGACCACUGCACUUUCGUGUUUACAUAAUUUCACAGACGGAAUUAUACAAUUAUUCGGAAAUGAGUAUCUACGACGACCCACACCGGAGGAUCUCCAACGGCUAUUAGAUAUUGGAGAGAAACGAGGGUUUCCUGGGAUGGUCGGGAGCAUUGAUUGUAUGCAUUGGGAGUGGAAAAACUGCCCAACCGCUUGGAAAGGACAAUAUGCACGUGGAUCGGGAAAACCGACAAUUGUCUUAGAGGCGGUAGCUUCUCACGAUCUUUGGAUAUGGCACGCCUUUUUUGGUCCUCCAGGUACCUUAAACGAUAUUAAUGUUCUCGAUCGAUCUCCUGUUUUUGAUGACCUUUUACAAGGUCGAGCUCCGAGGGUAAAGUACAUGGUCAACGGACACACGUAUAAGUUGGCGUACUACCUCACAGACGGUAUAUAUCCAAAAUGGUCGACAUUUAUCCAAUCUAUCACACUCCCACAAACUCCUCAACAUGAGUUAUUUGCUAAAGUUCAAGAAGCAACCCGAAAAGAUGUGGAGCGGGCUUUUGGAGUUUUGCAAUCUCGAUUUGCAAUUGUUAGAAAUCUGGUUAAAACAUUGAACAAAGAAAAGAUAGGGAAGAUUAUGAGAGCAUGUAUCAUACUCCACAAUAUGAUAGUCGAAGAUGAACGGGAUGGAUACUCUCAUAUUGAUAUAUCUGAAUUUGAAGAAGGAGACGCCUCCAGAUGUUCAGAGGUGGAAACCGAGAUGCCAACAAAUCUGAACAAUAUCUUUCCCACUCGGAAUGAUCUUCGUGAUAGGCAAACGCAUGAAAGAUUGAAGAAUGAUUUAAUCCAAAAUAUUUGGAAUAAAUUUGGUGAUGAAGAUUAAUAAUUAUUCUAUAUUUAUGUAAAAUUUUUGUUUUUAUGUUUAAUUAAUGUAUUUUAUGUUUAAUUAUUGUUUUAAUGUAUAAUUAUUGUAUUUUGAUGUUAAGUUAUGAAUUAAUUAAUGUAUUAAUUAAUGUAUUUUUUGUUAAAUUAAUGUAUUUUUUGUUUAUUUAUAUUUCACAAAAAAAAAUAUUUUUUUUCCUAAGGAUUCUAACUUAAGGAUCACCAUUGUACACACUUUUUUAACAAGAAUCCUUAACUAUUCAAAAAAAAAAAAAAAAUUUUAAUACUUUAAUAAUCCUAUGGACUCCACAAUGGGUGCCACCAUUGUGGAUGCUCUUAGAACAACCACGGAGAUACGAGCGUUAACGAGAUGUAAUAGCGAGACAAUGACGGUUAUAAGAAAAAGAGUCAUGUUUUUUUGAUGAUCCUUUAGGUGUUUCAAUGAACGAAAUCUGAAGAACGAUAGAUUGACUUGUGUAAAUAAAACUCGAAUAUAUUUCUUGACAUUGGAUUACAUUGACAUUGCAUCGCUAAAAACAUAAGAUAAAAGGCGUAAUUACAUAUAAAACGAAACGCUACCGCAACACAUAAAACGCCGUACCCAAACAUAAUUCAAACGCAAACGCUAAGUAGAACAUGAUUUGAUUAGAAAUUUCCA